Messenger RNA from Myotis lucifugus (little brown bat), 7608 nucleotides. RefSeq names its product Rho associated coiled-coil containing protein kinase 2 (gene ROCK2). Gene Ontology annotation, molecular function: small GTPase binding; Rho-dependent protein serine/threonine kinase activity; ATP binding. The coding region runs from base 155 to 3841 and encodes 1228 amino acids. Gene Ontology annotation, biological process: Rho protein signal transduction; regulation of actin cytoskeleton organization; embryonic morphogenesis. The transcript has 33 exons. Gene Ontology annotation, cellular component: cytoskeleton; cytoplasm; centrosome. Lineage: Eukaryota; Metazoa; Chordata; Mammalia; Chiroptera; Vespertilionidae. The record is from RefSeq and is a predicted model, not a curated record.
GGCCCCGGACCGGCGCUGAGACCCGCAGCCGGAGCUCGAGGCGGCGGUGGGCCCGGGCGGAGCUCCGCCCGGAGCCCGCGGUUCGGGGGCGGCGCUAGGCCCUGAGGCGGCCGGGCCGGAGCGCGGGGAGCGAGAGUGCGGGCCCGGCGGCGGCAUGAGCCGGCCCCCGCCGACGGGGAAAAUGCCCGGCGCCCCCGAGGACGUGCCGGGGGACGGGGCGGGCGCGAGCCGCCAGAGGAAGCUGGAGGCGCUGAUCCGGGACCCGCGCUCGCCCAUCAACGUGGAGAGCUUGCUGGAUGGCUUAAAUUCCUUGGUCCUUGAUUUGGAUUUUCCUGCUUUGAGGAAAAACAAGAAUAUAGAUAAUUUCUUAAAUAGAUAUGAGAAAAUUGUGAAAAAAAUCAGAGGUUUGCAAAUGAAGGCAGAAGACUACGAGGUUGUAAAAGUUAUUGGAAGAGGUGCUUUUGGCGAAGUCCAGUUGGUUCGUCAUAAAGCAUCACAGAAGGUUUAUGCUAUGAAGCUUCUUAGUAAGUUUGAAAUGAUAAAAAGAUCAGAUUCUGCUUUUUUCUGGGAAGAAAGAGAUAUUAUGGCCUUUGCCAACAGUCCCUGGGUGGUUCAGCUCUUUUGUGCCUUUCAAGAUGAUAAGUAUCUGUACAUGGUAAUGGAGUACAUGCCUGGUGGAGACCUUGUAAACCUUAUGAGUAACUAUGAUGUACCUGAAAAAUGGGCCAAAUUUUAUACUGCUGAAGUUGUUCUCGCUCUGGAUGCCAUACACUCCAUGGGUUUAAUUCACAGAGAUGUAAAGCCUGACAACAUGCUUUUGGAUAAACAUGGACAUCUAAAAUUAGCAGAUUUUGGCACAUGUAUGAAGAUGGAUGAAACAGGCAUGGUGCAUUGUGAUACAGCAGUUGGAACACCUGAUUAUAUAUCACCUGAGGUUCUGAAAUCACAAGGGGGUGAUGGUUACUAUGGGCGAGAAUGUGAUUGGUGGUCUGUGGGUGUUUUCCUUUUUGAAAUGCUGGUGGGGGAUACUCCAUUUUAUGCAGAUUCACUUGUAGGAACAUAUAGCAAAAUUAUGGAUCAUAAAAACUCACUAUGUUUCCCUGAAGAUGCAGAAAUUUCUAAACAUGCAAAGAAUCUCAUCUGCGCCUUCCUAACAGAGAGGGAGGUACGACUUGGGAGAAAUGGGGUAGAAGAAAUCAAACAACAUCCUUUCUUUAAGAAUGAUCAAUGGAAUUGGGAUAACAUAAGAGAGACGGCAGCUCCAGUAGUACCUGAACUCAGCAGUGACAUAGACAGCAGCAAUUUUGAUGACAUUGAAGAUGAUAAAGGAGAUGUAGAAACCUUCCCAAUUCCUAAAGCUUUUGUGGGAAAUCAGCUGCCUUUUAUAGGAUUUACCUACUACAGAGAAAAUUUGUUAUUAAGUGACUUUCCAUCUUGUAGAGAAAAUGAUUCAAUACAAACAAGGAAAAAUGAAGAAAGUCAAGAGAUUCAGAAAAAACUAUACACAUUAGAAGAACACCUUAGCACUGAGAUACAAGCAAAAGAGGAAAUAGAGCAGAAGUGCAGAUCUGUUAAUACUCGCCUAGAGAAAGUAGCAAAGGAGCUAGAAGAAGAGAUUACCUUAAGGAAAAAUGUGGAAUCAACAUUAAGACAAUUAGAAAGAGAAAAGGCGCUUCUUCAGCACAAAAAUGCAGAAUAUCAGCGGAAAGCUGAUCAUGAAGCAGACAAGAAACGAAAUUUGGAAAAUGAUGUUAACAGUUUAAAAGAUCAACUCGAAGAUUUGAAAAAAAGAAAUCAGAACUCUCAAAUAUCCACCGAGAAAGUGAAUCAGCUCCAGAGACAACUGGAUGAAACCAAUGCUUUGCUGCGAACAGAAUCUGAUGCUGCAGCCCGGUUAAGAAAAAGCCAGGCAGAAAGUUCAAAACAGAUUCAGCAGUUGGAAUCUAACAAUAGAGAUCUACAAGAUAAAAAUUGCCUGUUGGAGACUGCCAAGUUAAAACUUGAAAAGGAAUUUAUCAAUCUUCAGUCGGUUCUAGAAUCUGAAAGGAGGGACCGAACCCAUGGAUCAGAGAUAAUUAAUGAUUUACAAGGUAGAAUAUCUGGCCUAGAAGAAGAUGUAAAGAAUGGCAAAAUCUUAUUAACAAAAGUUGAGAUGGAGAAGAGACAACUUCAGGAGAGAUUCACUGAUUUGGAAAAGGAAAAGAACAACAUGGAGAUAGAUAUGACUUAUCAACUAAAAGUUAUACAGCAGAGCUUAGAACAAGAAGAAGCUGAGCAUAAAACUACAAAAGCACGGUUGGCAGAUAAAAAUAAGAUUUAUGAAUCUAUUGAAGAAGCUAAAUCAGAAGCCAUGAAAGAAAUGGAAAAAAAGCUCUUGGAGGAAAGGACUUUAAAACAGAAAGUGGAGAACCUGUUGCUGGAAGCUGAGAAAAAAUGCUCUAUAUUAGACUGUGACCUGAAACAGUCACAGCAGAAAGUAAAUGAACUCCUUAAACAGAAAGAUGUGCUCAAUGAAGAUGUUAGAAACUUGACAUUAAAAAUAGAGCAGGAAACUCAAAAGCGCUGCCUCACACAAAAUGACUUGAAGAUGCAAACACAGCAAGUUAACACACUAAAAAUGUCAGAAAAGCAGUUAAAACAAGAGAAUAAUCAUCUCAUGGAAAUGAAAAUGAACUUGGAAAAACAGAAUGCUGAACUUCGAAAAGAACGUCAAGAUGCAGAUGGGCAAAUGAAAGAGCUCCAAGAUCAGCUUGAAGCAGAACAGUAUUUCUCAACUCUCUAUAAAACACAGGUUAGGGAACUUAAAGAAGAGUGUGAAGAAAAGACCAAACUUUGUAAAGAAUUACAGCAGAAGAAACAGGAAUUACAGGAUGAAAGGGACUCCUUAGCUGCUCAACUGGAGAUCACCUUGACCAAAGCAGAUUCUGAGCAGCUGGCUCGUUCAAUUGCUGAAGAACAGUAUUCUGAUUUGGAAAAAGAGAAAAUCAUGAAAGAGCUGGAGAUCAAAGAGAUGAUGGCUCGGCAUAAACAGGAACUCAGUGAAAAAGAUGCUACAAUUGCAUCUCUUGAAGAAACUAAUAGGACAUUAACUAGUGAUGUUGCCAAUCUUGCAAAUGAGAAAGAAGAAUUAAAUAACAAAUUGAAAGAUGUCCAAGAACAACUGUCAAGGUUGAAAGAUGAAGAGAUAAGUGCAGCAGCUAUUAAAGCACAAUUUGAGAAGCAGUUAUUAACAGAGAGAACACUCAAAACGCAAGCUGUGAAUAAGUUGGCUGAGAUCAUGAAUCGAAAAGAACCUAUCAAGCGUGGUAGUGACACAGAUGUGCGGAGAAAAGAGAAGGAGAAUAGAAAGCUACAUAUGGAGCUGAAAUCGGAACGUGAAAAAUUGACCCAGCAGAUGAUCAAGUAUCAGAAAGAACUGAAUGAGAUGCAGGCUCAAAUAGCUGAAGAGAGCCAGAUUCGCAUUGAACUGCAGAUGACACUGGACAGUAAAGACAGUGACAUUGAGCAGCUGCGGUCACAGCUCCAGGCCUUACAUAUGGGCAUGGACAGUUCCAGUACAGGCAGUGGACCAGGGGAUGCUGAGGCAGAUGAUGGAUUUCCAGAAUCAAGACUAGAGGGAUGGCUUUCAUUACCUGUGAGAAACAACACUAAGAAGUUUGGAUGGGUUAGAAAGUAUGUGAUCGUAAGCAGUAAGAAGAUUCUUUUCUAUGACAGUGAACAAGAUAAAGAACAUUCUAAUCCAUACAUGGUUUUAGAUAUAGACAAGUUGUUUCAUGUCCGACCAGUUACACAGACAGAUGUAUAUAGAGCAGAUGCUAAAGAAAUUCCAAGGAUAUUAUAGAUUCUGUAUGCCAAUGAAGGAGAAAGUAAGAAGGAACAAGAAUUUCCAGUGGAGCCAGUGGGAGAAAAGUCAAAUUAUAUUUGCCACAAAGGACAUGAAUUUAUUCCUACUCUCUAUCAUUUUCCAACCAACUGUGAGGCUUGUAUGAAGCCAUUGUGGCAUAUGUUCAAACCUCCUCCUGCUUUGGAAUGCCGUCGCUGCCAUAUUAAAUGUCAUAAAGACCACAUGGACAAAAAGGAAGAGAUUAUAGCACCUUGCAAAGUCUACUAUGAUAUUUCAACGGCAAAGAAUCUGUUGGUAUUAGCAAACUCUACAGAAGAGCAGCAAAAGUGGGUUAGUCGGUUGGUGAAAAAGAUACCUAAAAAGCCUCCAGCUCCAGACCCUUUUGCACGGUCAUCUCCUAGAACUUCAAUGAAGAUACAACAGAACCAGUCUAUUAGACGGCCAAGUCGACAGCUUGCCCCGAAUAAACCAAGCUAACUGCCUUCUAUGAAUGCAGUCAUUAUUCAAGGUGAUCCUAUUCUUCCAGUUAAAACAAGACUGAAAUAUGAUGGCCCAAAAUUUAUUGAAAAGCUGUAUUUUCCUGAGAGACUGAUACACACACAUACAUAUUCCCUUUAUUCCUGCAAUAUAAAUUAUAAAUCUUGGAGAGAUUUUUCUAGGCUCCUUUGGAACAACAGGUUGAACCAGCGGAGAUUGGUUAAUAGAGUAAAAACAUCAUACGCAACUCUUCCAAAAGCUCCAUAAAGCUCUCUUGGCGGUCACUCACACCCACACUACAUGGCACAGAGGGUUGAGAAGAGUCAAAGGAGUCAUCUGUUCAGCUUCAGCAGAGAGGUUUCACCAGCAUGUUCGCCGGAAGAAUCGGAACGGAUUUCACUACAGUGAUAUAGACUGCAUCUUUAAGAAGUGACCAUUAUACUGUGUGUGUGUGUGUGUGUGUGUGUGUGUACAUAUACAUGUACACACCCAUAUAUAGUACUGUAAUACUGCAAGAGGGUUUUUUAACUUCCCACUUUAUUUUUUAUACUCAUUAAUCAGAUAUCAUUACUUACUACAGUUGCAACUAUGCACUUGUAUAAAGCCAUAACAUUGGGGUUAUAGCACUCAUUUGUGUGGACCUGAUGGAGCUGCAUGUUCAUGUUGCUGUAACAGAAACUUUGAACUUAAUUAUAUCGGUUUCCUAAUGCUUCAUGAUAGGCAACUUUAUCCAUUUUGAAUGCCUUAAUUUAAUUUUUUCCAAGUCUCAGCCCUUUUCUGUAUUAAAAACAAGUGUUUACCAACUCUUAGAAUGCAAAUUUGCUUUGCAGAAGAAGAUAGUGCACUAUUUUUACAUAUAAUAGUUAUCAAUGUCAGCCUAUUUUGAUUGUCUAACAAUUUUUUAAAGUAUGGUGAUAGAAACAAUAAUGGGUAGUAUUAGAACUAAUAUAUCUUGUAUGUAUAUCUAUUAUCCAUCCAAGCCUUUUUACAGACCUCAGUAUUAGUGUGUGACUAUGAAAUGUUUUCUUUGCUUGGAAUUUGCUGACUACCCUAGAUAUGUUUUUAUUUCUGGUAAGGAUAUUUGUGACUAUUUUUACAUUUCACACUCAACAUUCAAAAAUUAUCUCAAAUAUAAAGAAAACUAAAAUAUACUCUAGAUAUAUUUUAAGUAUUGACAUGUGAUCCCUUAUCCACACAAUUGUGUAUGGCAAUAUUUCAGUAUUGGGUUGUGAAAACUGGUGCCUAGGAAGAAGUGGCCUCAAAGGCACUUAACUUUUUAUUUAAAUGCUGUUAAAAUUGCAGCACAUGCAGGACCAUUCCUGCUGCAUUUCUCAUCCCACAGAAGUCUAUGUUUUUUACUGUGACAGUAUGCAUCAGUGAGAAGCAUCAGGUAAAAAAUUGUGUAGUCUUUUAUCAGUCUCAAUAUACAUAAACAUACAGUUUGGUGUGAUACUGAAAUACAGCAUCUGAUAUUUCAAUGAAGGAACUAAGACAUUUUUCAUUGUUCCCUGGGGGGUCAGUGUGGAGAUGUUUAAAGUUAGGUCCCCAGUUAUAGAUACUGUUGUGGAAAUGGAAGAGUGGCCUGUGGCUACCGAUGUCCUGAACCGGAAUCUCGUUCCUCUUCCAGUGUCCGGUCUGCACUCCCUCCUGCUGUCUGUGCUGAAACUAGGCGGCAGGCGGCAGGCGGCAGGCGGCCCCUCACAGGUGUGUGCUGCGGUCCUGGUUUGGGGGCACAGAUUUUUUUUAAAGUAAGAUUUUAAAAUGAAAAAUAUAUAAAAUUUAUAUAGAAUAAAUAUUUCCACUCAUUAGACUUGUUAAAAGGAGACUGAAUUAAUAUUUUAUAUAAAGAUUUUGUUACACUAUGGGAGGUUCUAUCAUAUUAUUCUGAAUUGGAGAGUAUAUAUAUAUAUUUUUAAUAAACUUUAUUAAGGUAAAAUAAUUUGAAGUUUACACAUGAAUAAUUGAAAUAUUUGAGUAAAAAUGGCAAAAGUUUAAAUUUUGAAUGCUGUAUAUAAUAGAGAAUAUGGAGAAUCAUGGUGUGAUGCAACUAUACGAGGAAGAUCAAUGUGACUGUUGGGGGUUGGGGGAAGAUAAUCUAAGGGGUGAACCAAAUCUCUCCCAUGGAGAUUAUUCACAUUAUGUGGUUUGACAUAAGAAUUUAUAAAGCUGUCCAGCUAACAGAAAUGUGCUUAAUAAAAGAUUCUGACCUUGGGUAAGAAUUUGCUUUUUACCCUGUUGCUGGUUUCAUGUACAAACAUGAAUGAUGCAUGCACCUACCCAAAUGUUCUCUUCCCAGCACUCACUCAAUGUGAUACUGACUUGGUGUAACAGCCAGAUUUUGUGCCAGCUUCUCUUUUUCUGGAGGCUCCAAAGCUUCCAAGAUAAAUAAAAGACCAAAAGUUGCUUCUUUCCUCACACCUGAUUUCUCCUAGAGCCAUAAAUACCUCCUAUUGAGAACUAAGAAGUAGUGAAUACUGGGAUUUUCUUAGAGUUUUGUACUUUCGUGGGGAUAAGUGAGACAAGUAGAAGUAAAACUGGUAUUACUGUUGAAAAUUGGUGUGUAGUGAAUUUUUGAAAAGUAUUUAAAUUGUUAUCUAGAAGCAAGAAUUUUUUUUUUUAAAUCUGAACAUUGAAAAUGCUGUAGCCAAAGGAUAAGUGUCCCAGUCAAUCCAAAAUGUAGGUGAGUGUCUACAGCUGGCCUACGCUGGGUACAGGAGUCUGGCUCGCAGGUGCGUUCUGUCUGCCUGGGUCCUGGAGGAGCGCUCGGCGGCCAGACCCCGUUGCAGAAGUGCUGCGGCUGCUGCUAAUCUGGUCUAGGACCCUGGUGGCCACCAGGCCUCGGCACCACGUGCCCUUGUGGAGCUGCUCCAAGAAGCCUGUUUCUAUACUCCGACGGGAGGAAGUCACACGUGAGCUGCUCCGCCUGCACUGACACUGCUACUGACUCCCGUCCUCCGGGUAGGCUUCAGCUUCCGCAGGUGGGGAGAUGCCGCGGCUGUUCGUUCGGGAAGCACUUUGAGGAGUGGCGCUGUGUGACAGUGCCGGGUGUUAAGCUGGGGGGACGUCACGUCGGCUCCUUGGUUCCCUUCCCCAUAAUGAGUUUUGUUUGAAGUUGUACUAAGUUGAACUGCAUGGUUUAGAUAAUCAAAUAUUUGAUCAGCUGUCCCCUUUGAACAAAAAUCAUAUCCCCCUGAUUUUCUUUCUUUUAAAUUUGCUGCAUCUUUGUAGUAAUGUAAUUGUAUUUUAUGCCUGCUUUUUAUAUUAAAAAAUAAAUAAUUAAGACAUAA